Molecule: messenger RNA, 1809 nt
Organism: Musa acuminata subsp. malaccensis (wild Malaysian banana)
Lineage: Eukaryota; Viridiplantae; Streptophyta; Magnoliopsida; Zingiberales; Musaceae
Product: OVARIAN TUMOR DOMAIN-containing deubiquitinating enzyme 4
Biological process (GO): protein deubiquitination; endoplasmic reticulum unfolded protein response
Cellular component (GO): nucleus; cytosol
Molecular function (GO): cysteine-type deubiquitinase activity
Source: RefSeq, a predicted model, not a curated record
CCGACCACCAUGUCUCGUUUUCUCUGCAGUUCAUCAAUCCUUCUGAUGCUGCUGCCGUGGCAGCUGCUCCUACCGGCUGCCGAGACCCGAACUUUGCCGAGUCCCACGAGCCGGUGGGCGCUACAGCUGCAGCAGGCUCUCCCCAAGGGGCCGGUCGUGCCGUCGGGUCCGUCCGCCUGCACCCACAACCCCGACUACAUCGGGGCGCGCAAGUGCCCGGUGAAGCUGAGCCGGGCCGAGGCAGGCGCCUCUCUCGACGCCACGCACCUGAAGGCUACCCCACCUCCGCCGUCGUAGCAGGAGAGUGCAGUAUCGGGUGCAACUCAUCUGCGGACGGCAAAGCUGUUUGUGUUAUUGCCGGGGGUCGGAAGGAUGAUGUGGUCAGCUUAGUCCAUUCUUUACACUUCUUUUCAUAUAUUUGUUUUAUUUGUAUUAUUUUGGUGGGGAUGGGUUUUACUUUGUUCAUAUGAUCGGCCAAUUUAUCUAUACAGGUUAUGUAUUCGUGAUGGAGAUUUUAGAAGCGCCGAGAAAACAUCCAUCAGCUGAUCAUUUCUUUUUGUUUCUGUAAAAGACAUAUAAUGAAAGUAAACUCAUUGAGAAUGACCGUCCGAUAUAAUGAAACCAUGCAAAGCGAAUCCUUUAGCUACGCUACUCGUAAGAGCUGCACACGAGGAGGAGAGAGAGAGAGAGAGAAAGGAAGGAGGUAAAACGAGAAGGAUGUAAAGGAGAGGCAUCGAAUUCGAUUCCUCCCCUUUGCUCCACUCUUUCUGCGCUGCAGUCCACUGGCACAAGCAUCAUUCCAUGGAUUCCUCACCUUUCCUCUUGUGAGGUAGCUCCCCCCCCUCCCCUCUCCCAAGCCUCCCUUCUCCUGCGCAGCUCUGAGGAGUUGCCCCUCUCCCUCCACCAAUUCAUGCCUGCCUGCCUGCCUGCCGUGCUCUGCAAUCCAUGUCGGGUUCAGAGAGCACGACCGGUAACCAUCUGCCCCAGCUGCGAUCCAUUCGAAUACCUGGUGAUGGUAGAUGCUUGUUCAGAUCUGUGGUUCAUGGUGCUUGCCUGAGAGCAGGGAAACCAAGUCCAAGUGAAAGUAUUCAGAAAGAACUUGCAGAUGAGCUGAGAUCAAAAGUGGCAGAUGAAUUCAUCAGGAGAAGAACAGAUACAGAGUGGUUUCUUGAAGGUGACUUUGAUACAUAUGUGAAGCAGAUCAGAAAGCCUCAAGCAUGGGGUGGUGAGCCUGAGCUGCUCAUGUGUUCUCAUGUUCUUAGGAUGCCAAUCACUGUUUACAUGUCUACCGACAGCUCCGAUGGCCUCAAGAUAAUAGCAGAGUAUGGUCAAGAGUAUGGAAAGGAGAAUCCAAUUAGAGUUCUCUAUCAUGGAUAUGGACACUAUGACGCAUUGCAAAUGCCUCUCACCAAAACAAAGUCAAAAUGGUACAUGAAAAGUUGAAGCAUUGCAUAGAAAACAAGAUCCACAAGGUUUCAGAUUACUUGAUGUUCUUACAUGAAGAAUCAUUUUAGAGCUAAGAAACGUAUCAUCUUAACCUCAAGAAAUCAACUGUCAACAACAUCAAAUGUCAACCAUCCUCCUUGGGUGUAUGAUGACACAGCUUAUUGAGUUCCAAGUCCAUGAUAUCAUGAUCAUCAAUUCAUAGUAUAUGUUCAUCAUCAAGUAUAAAUGAGUUGACACCUCUGAUGCAUAUGUGUUCCUGUUCCCUUAAUACAUACUAUGAAGCAAAUGUAUUCUGAUCAAUUGGUUCCAUAAACACCUCAAUUUCAAGAUUGCUGAAUACAAUAAUUGAGCUGAAGUGGUACA